AUGACGAAAUUAACAAAAUGCACUCGUUUUCAUGAUAGCGAUGAGACUACUCCAGAAACCGCAUCUACCGUUGAUCUUCGUGGUGCAGCAUCACGGCUAAUUGAAGCAUGUUCACAGUUGGCAGUAAGCUUGCAAGCGCCCCAGCAAGCUGCAGCUGUCGAUGUAUUUGUUCGAUCUUAUACCGAUUUCCAUACCGCAGUUACACAGGCUAUCAAACAGCAGCAGACUCCAGAAACCGCAUCUACCGUUGACCUUCGUGGUGCAGCAUCACGGCUAAUUGAGGCAUGUUCACAGUUGGCAGUAAGCUUGCAAGCGCCCCAGCAAGCUGCAGCUGUCGAUGUAUUUGUUCGAUCUUAUACCGAUUUCCAUACCGCAGUUACACAGGCUAUCAAGCAGCAGCAGGAUGCUGUGCAACGACAACAGUGCUUGACAUACUUGGAAACAACUCGCGAGGAAGCAAUGAAUGUUGUGGUACGUACGCAUGCUGCUUCGAUGGAUGCAGCAAAUGCAUCAGCCCUACAGUUGCUCUCGCAAUCCACUCGCUCGCUCACCGAAUCCGUGAAUGCAAUCGUUGAAAAUGUUAGCCGUGAAGCGCCCUGGCAACGUGAGUGUGACGCAGCCUUGCGGCAAAUUCAGGUACAUUUAUGA
This is a messenger RNA of Gongylonema pulchrum, 648 nucleotides long. The record is from the annotation of a GenBank genome assembly. NCBI's taxonomy places the organism in Eukaryota, Metazoa, Nematoda, Chromadorea, Rhabditida, Gongylonematidae.